Messenger RNA from Megalobrama amblycephala (Wuchang bream), 4120 nucleotides. Its product is annotated as zinc finger Y-chromosomal protein 1. Gene Ontology annotation, cellular component: nucleus. NCBI's taxonomy places the organism in Eukaryota, Metazoa, Chordata, Actinopteri, Cypriniformes, Xenocyprididae. The transcript has 8 exons. The record is from RefSeq and is a predicted model, not a curated record. Gene Ontology annotation, biological process: regulation of transcription by RNA polymerase II. Gene Ontology annotation, molecular function: DNA-binding transcription factor activity, RNA polymerase II-specific; RNA polymerase II transcription regulatory region sequence-specific DNA binding; metal ion binding. The coding region runs from base 447 to 2708 and encodes 753 amino acids.
AAUGACCCAACCGCUGUGCACUUUUAAGGGCCAAAACAAUGAAAACAUACAACUUUAAUAUGCUUCCUUCGGUCAGUGAAGCUUAAACAGUGAGUAAGAAGAUGCUUAUGCACUUGGCAGGAUAAAUUGGCGCGACAGCUCGCUGUUAGCUUCGCUUUCGGUGGGUAAAUGGGUGUCAUCGGCCUUCCGCAUUUUCCUGCGGCUCUGCGCAGUGACGUGUCGCGCUGACGGCGGGUCGCGCUGUGGCGAAGCUGCGGGCUGCAGCGCGUCUGUCUUUGGAGCUCCGCCCUCCCUGCGCACUCCGCGGCCCGCCCAGCGCCCGCUAACUCCCGAUCCAGCCCUGCCCGAGUCUGGGGGAAUCCGACGGCCUGCCUGCCCGGGGAAAAUCUGGAGGCCGCCCCGCGCGUUGAUCUAUGUUGUGCCGUGGCCAAUGAAGAAUAAAGACGAUGGAUGAGGAGGUGACAAGGCUUGCUCUCCGUUCCCAAGAGCCAAAGAUUAUCCUGCAUGGUUCAGAUGAGGGAGGUGCUGGAGAGGAGGAGUAUGUGGUGGAGCUGCAGGAGACGGUGCUGGUGUCUGAAGUGGAGGGGGAGGGGGCGUCUGUGCAGGGCUUCUCCUCCGAUGAGCUCGUGAUCCAGGAUGCAGUGGAGGACGUGGUUGCCGAGUACGUACACUGCGAUGACGACGAGGGCGUUGCCGUGGAAACCUGUGUGAUGUCACUGGAGGGUGAGGAGGAAGAGGAGGAUGGCGUUGCCAUGGCAGAGAUGACAGAAGAUGUUUUGGUGGCGGAGGGGAGGGAGCAGGACGGCCUGGACCCAGAACACGACUCGGACAGCUGCGGAGACUACCUGAUGAUCUCAUUGGACGAUGCAGGUAAGAUGGUGUCGGGAGAUGGAGAGGAGGUGACUGUAGAGGGGGCAAUAGAUGAUCAGGAGGUGGAGAAAGAUGAGGACGGACAGGAAGUCAUUAAAGUUUACAUCUUUAAAGCUGACUCGGGAGAGGACGACCUUGGAGAGACAGUGGACCUCGGUGAGAAUGAGGCAGUCGCUCUGGCUGAGCCUGUGGUUCGACCGCUGAGAGAGAAGAUGGUCUACAUGUCUGUGGGAGACGGUCAUCACACACAGACUGAUGGAGGGUCUAAGCUCUCUGAUGAGGUGUACAUGGAGGUGGUGGUUGGAGGCGAGGAGCCGGUGCCUCAUGACAGGCCGUAUGAUGGCACCGCCCUGAGCAAGGACUUCAUGCCUGUUGCGUGGGCAGCUGCAUACGGUUCGGAUGAGGGCUGCGAGAACCGUAACGGUGCUGCGAGCGCGUUACUGCACAUUGACGAGUCGGAUGCACUGGACAAACUCAACCGGCAGCACGGCAAGAACAAGAGACGAGCUGAACCCCGACAGGUCCAAACAGCGAUCAUCAUCGGUCCAUAUGGACAGCCUCUGACCGUCUACCCCUGCAUGCUGUGCGGUAAGAAAUUCAAAUCCCGCGGCUUCCUGAAGCGACACACUCGCAACCACCACCAGGACGUGUUGAGUCGCAAAAAGUACCAGUGCACGGACUGCGACUUCACCACCAACAAAAAAGCCAGCCUGCACAACCACAUGGAGGUCCACGCGCUCAGCAACAAAGCGCCGUUCGAAUGCGAGACCUGCGGUAAAGAGUUCCACCAGCAAGCGGCGCUGUUCUCGCACCGUCUCCAGCACCACCACCGCGAACAGAAAGCGCCCACGGCCAUUGCGUCGCCGCUUCCUCCUGCCGCCGCGACCAAGACGCACAAAUGCAAGUUUUGCGAUUACGAGACUGCCGAGCAAGGGCUGCUCAAUCGCCACCUGCUGGCUGUGCACAGUAAGAGCUUCCCGCACAUCUGCGUGGAAUGCGGCAAAGGUUUCCGCCAUCCGUCGGAGCUAAAGAAACACAUGCGCACACACACUGGCGAGAAGCCGUACUCGUGCUUGUACUGCGAUUACAAAUCGGCCGACUCGUCCAACCUGAAGACGCACGUGAAAACGAAGCACAGCCGCGAGCUGCCGUUCCGCUGCGAGCGCUGCGGCCAGACCUUCGCCGAGGAGGACGAGCUGACGCAGCACGCUGCGACACACGAGGACGCUCGCGGACACCAGUGCAGCCACUGCGAGCAUCGCAGCUCCAACUCCAGUGACCUGAAACGGCACGUCAUUUCCGUGCACACUAAAGACUACCCGCACAAGUGCGCCAUCUGCGGGAAAGGCUUCCACCGGCCAUCCGAGCUUAAGAAACACUCUGCGUCGCACAAAGCCAAGAAACUGCACCAGUGCCGCCACUGCAACUUCAAGAUUGCCGACCCAUUCGUACUCAGUCGCCACAUCUUGUCCGUUCACACGAAGGAACAGCAGCAACCGCCGCAACAACCGACUCCGCCCACUUCGGAGUCGCCGCCGCCACAAGCCCCACCCACAGAAAAGAGCGCCCCCAAGAGGACUAUAGGGGCGGCGCAAUUAGCAGCGCCCACUGUAAAGAAAGCCGGCGGCGCCAAGGGUCCGCGGGAAAGGCGGGUGUAUCAGUGUCAAUAUUGCGACUACAGCACGGGAGACGCGUCUGGCUUCAAAAGACACGUUAUUUCCAUCCAUACUAAAGACUAUCCUCACCGCUGUCAGUACUGCUCGAAGGGCUUCCGGAGGCCUUCGGAGAAAAACCAGCACAUUAUGAGACACCAUAAAGACAUGGUGCCGGCAGAAUGAGCACCGCCUCUUCCUCCGCUCACUUCCAUAAAGACACUAAACAACCAUUGAUUCGAAAUCCCUCAUGUUAGGAACCUCUUACAAAGACCUCUCAUGCAUAGCAGUGCGUGUGUGUUGUGUCUGUAUGCGAGAGCGUGCAUAUGAACUUGCUUUAUGCUUAAUGAUCACAUGGUCUGCAGUCUUAAAGGAACAGUUCACCCUAAAAAUUUAAGGGGUCAUCAUUUACUCGCCCUCAUGUUGUUUAAUACCUGCAUGACUUUCUUUCUACCAAGGAAGGUAAAUGGUAUUUUAGAGAGAAUAUCCUGGUUCAUCUUUUUUGUAUUAUAAAUGUAUUAUUAUUAUAUUGUUUUAGUAUUUCAUAAAAUACAUUAUUAGGGGUCAAGCCCCGAAGGGGUGAAAUUUGGCACACAGAUAGAGGACAGUCUGAAAUGUGACCAUAGCAAAUUUGUAGUCUCUUCCUCAAACCCUCUAGCACCACCAACAGUUCAAACUUUUCUGCCAUUUUGAAUUUUCCUGAAAAACCUACUUUUUCCAAACUCCUCCUAGAGCGUUUGUCCAAUUUGCACGUAAUUUGGUAUGUAGCACCCAUUCACAAUCCAGGCAAAAUGCUAUUAAAAGAUUUUUGAUCGGCCAAUUCAUCCUCCUAUAGUGUGCCAUUAUGUCAUUACAGGCAUGACUUGGGGGUACAUGCACAGUAUCGUCACAGUGCCACCUGCUGGUGCUAAGAUAGGAAAAAUGGCUGUUUUGCUUAUAACUUUUGAAUGCCUUGUCCUAAAAUCAUGAGGCAUGCCGAGUUGAACGUUAUCCAAUUUUCUUUGGUCUACCAUUUUGGGCGAGGCCAUGUUCUGUGAGGACCUGUAAAGUUUUAGGUCAGCACCCCCUAGUGUUCAAGAGAUAUAAUAAAAUUUAUGAAAAUGCAUGAAAAAUUCAACAUAUUGUCAUUUAACUUGCAUCAUUAGAUCUGUUGGCUUAUGUCGAUACCUGCGAUACCACAUUUGCCAUAUUCUACCAUACUUACCGUCGGACAUAUUGAAUUUUAUUCAAAACCUGCGUCGUCAAAUUUUUCUGCGAGCACAUCAAAAUGAUAUGCGGCAGUAUCUUUGCAAAAGUUUUGUGUAAUGACACGAAACUUGGCACAUGUCAUCACAGGCAUGACUUGAGGGUGCAUACAGUUUCGUCAUAGCGCCACCUACUGCUCAUAAGUUAUAAACCAUGUUAUUAUAAGUGCUUGAACUGAAGUAAUUUAAACAGCUUUAUCCUAACCUCAUGAUCACAGAUGUCCACAAAUAUAUCCUUUUCUGCCCUUAUUUGGCUUGACCCUGUAAUUGCUGCUUGCAGCUAUAUUUAUAAUUGUCAUUAAAAUAAUGUAUUAUAUAAAUAUUAAACAUUUCUUAUCAUAAAUGCUCUGAAAA